Gasterosteus aculeatus aculeatus (three-spined stickleback) is the source of this 1444-nucleotide messenger RNA. RefSeq names its product yrdC N(6)-threonylcarbamoyltransferase domain containing (gene yrdc). Lineage: Eukaryota; Metazoa; Chordata; Actinopteri; Perciformes; Gasterosteidae. The record is from RefSeq and is a predicted model, not a curated record. Gene Ontology annotation, biological process: regulation of translational fidelity. Gene Ontology annotation, molecular function: nucleotidyltransferase activity; tRNA binding; double-stranded RNA binding. Gene Ontology annotation, cellular component: cytoplasm.
UGGGGGCGUAACCCGGAAGCGUUCUGUCACUCCAUCAAGCAAUAACAUGCGCGCCCUCCGGCCGUGACACAUCCACAGAUGUAGCUUCGAUCAUAUGAAGUCCGUCUAUAGAGUCGCUGUCGAAUUAAUAAAAUCCACACGAGGUCAGAGGUCAACCUCAGCGCGAGGAGAGAUGCGCAGAGAGCUCGAGACCAAAGUGCUGCGUCUGCCGCCGACCUCCACUGGGCCACGUGUUCUCCAGGACGACCGAGCAGACGGUGCCGAAAUCCUGAGUUGCACGGCGAGGGCUCUGAAGGAGGGUCACGUGGUCGGCGUGCCCACGGAUACCAUCUACGGGCUCGCGUGUCUGGCCCAGAACUCUGAGGCCGUAAGGAAAACCUACGACGUCAAAGGACGGAAUGGACACAAGCCGCUGGCCAUCUGUGUCGGAGAAAUCCAGGACAUCUACAAGUACUGUAAGGUGAAGGUGGAGGAAGGGCUGCUGGGAGACCUUCUGCCGGGUCCCGUCACUCUGGUGUUUGAAAGAGCGGAAGUGCUGAACGCGGAUCUCAACCCCUUCACUUCACUCGUCGGCGUGCGCAUCCCGGACCACGCCUUCAUGAGACGCCUCUGCCAGAUGUGUGCCGAGCCGCUGGCUCUGACCAGCGCCAACGUCAGCUCGCACACCAGCACCGUGGCCGUACAUGAGUUCGAGGAGCUCUGGCCGCAGCUGGCAGUGGUGGUGGACGGCGGGCCGAUAGGAGACCACAGCCGCCUCGGCUCGACGGUGGUCGACCUGUCGGUCCUCGGCAAGUACCGCGUCAUCAGGCCCGGCUGCGCUCUUGUUUCUACGGUCGACGUGCUGCAACGCAAAUACGGACUGUCAGAGGAUUCAGGAGGAGCAGAAGGAGGAGGAGGAGGAAGAUGAACCUUUGAACUCUCAACACUCCACAUCACACGCUGAGACGCACAACCAGCGUUGACCGUUGGCUUCUUCAGAAGAGAUGGACUGUUCUCCUGUUUACAUGAGCGACGGAGCGUUUCCCGAGGAGGAGCAGAACUCCGGGGCGGCUCCUCUUCUUCUGGAGUAAGUCUUCUCCUUCCUGUGGGAUCUUAAAGUGUCUCAUUGUCUCUCAUAAGGUCAGCAAGCUGGAAUUAAAACGUUUUAUCUUUCAUAAAUAUAUAACAGAUUAUACAAUUGCUUUUAAUUUUAUCUUUGUAAUCAUUUCUAUAAUGGUUGAAUCUCCCGUAUUUGUUUUACCCUCCAUGUUAUUUUAACCAUUUGAGGAUUGCAAUCCAAUUGGUCACCUGCAACCGUUACAAUACUUGUUCACGUUGGAGCCUGAAUAUUAAAUUGACGGGUGAAUUCAUGAUUUUUUUUUUUAUUCUCAUUGCCUGACUAGACUUGUUUUUGAUUGACUGCUUAACCUUUGCACAAUCACAAUAAAAGUUCUUUUUUUCAGUA